UACAACACCUGUCAACACAAUGCACCUCUUCUCUAAAGCCGGACUCUAGGAAUGGUAUUUGUUGCCACUAACAGGAUGGAGUGGCUGUUCCAGCGAUGGCUUAAAGACGCUGUCUUCCACUCUGUGUUUCGGUCGGUGUUGCUCAUGUCUUGUGUGCUCUUGGUCCUGUCCGUGUCCAUGUAUCCUGGGUUGUGGUCCAUUGGCGUCCAGCUUCAUUCAGCCUUCACAGGGAGCUACGUACCAGGCCAUCACUCUGUCCUUCUCCUCAACAGUCCCAACGAACAGGCAGCCAAGGACAUUGGCAGAGCGAUCAUGGAGAGGCGGCUUGCAGCCAGUAUUAACAUUCUCUCCAGGACCUCCACGAUGUACUACUGGAAGGGCGAAAUCCAGGAUGCAAGUGAAAUUCUGAUGCUGGUGAAAACAAAGACCUCCAGGAUCCAGCAAGUCAUAGAUUAUGUGAGGUCUAUCCACCCCUAUGCAAACCCAGAGGUCCUCAGCUUGACAGUGGAGGACGGCAGUCUGCCGUACAUGAAGUGGAUGGAUGAAGCCAUUCCAGAUGACUGAUACAUCAUUAAAAUCAAAGCCAGUCUCAGCAUGGAUUGCAGCUGCAUGAGGAAACCCAGCCAUGUGUACAUGCUGUUGUUUGAAAGCUUUGGAUCGAAGGCUUCAGGAAGUACUCUGUUGAACAAAAGUUCAAUACAUGACAUUUACAUUCUUUUUUUUUGCUCUGACCUUUUCACUGUAAAUUCCACAAUGUACUGUGGAGAUUUGAUUUCAGUCCUUUAAAGAGCUUUAUACCACAGCCACAGAAAAUAAUUGUUUCUGAUUGGCUGCCAGCUGUCAGUGAAAAUUGUAUGAUGGGACAAGUGAAGCAUAUAAUCAACAAGAGGUGCUGCAGUACAUGUAGUACUGUAGUACAGUUCAUUCUCACUGGCAAAACUGAUGCAACAUGAAUUACACUGACCACAAACUAUCUUUUAAAAGUGGUGCAUCACGCACUUUAUGCAUUACUGCUUAAAUAUUGAUGCAUUUUUUUAUACAGGUAACACUAUCUUCUAAUGGCAGUAAUAUAAAAAUAUUAAUUAUUAGCAUUGUUCAUUUGUGACAAUCACAUGAUGACAGCAAUAACUGUAAGUUUCUGAAGAACGUUUCACUUACUUCUCCUCCUCUUACACUUCGUAGCCAGAAAGUAAGUUGUGACUUAACUUCCGUUGUGAGGCUUUUGCCUCACAAAAACUUUUAAAUUUUACCUUAUGCUAACAAAAACUAUGGAUAGCGUUAUGAAUUUGAAAGUCACAAGAGUUUUUAAGCUGUUUUCAAAACGCUGAGUUCUAACAAAAAGAAGCCUGAUCAGCAACACUCAGAAGAACAGGACGUCAGAGCAAUCUGCAUAUACCUACCGUUCAAUACUUGAUUGAUGUGUCAGGCUUUAUGAGGGCAACACAAACACGUGCACAUGUAUGAUAUUAACAUUUUCUUUAUUGAUGUGGGGGAUGCAAGUAAACUAGUAAAACAAAAAGGUACUGCUGAAUUUCAGUCCUACUCUGCUGCUUGGUUAGCUCAGCUUGUACUAAUAAAACAUUUACUAGCAUCAUGUAUGACCUCAAAUAACUGAGGAUAAAUGAACAGAUAUGACAGACAGUACUUGGCAUUAUUGUACAUCUUAACCAUUUUAAGACACUGUUUCUCCUCAGCUCCUUUGUCUCUCAUGUGCAUUCCUAAUGACUCAUUAAAAAAUGUUUUCGUUUCUUGGUUUGCAUAUAAAAGAACUGCUGCUGAUCAGAGCAUGUCUCCCUUGGAUAACACAUUCUUCCU
Molecule: messenger RNA, 1815 nt
Organism: Toxotes jaculatrix (banded archerfish)
Lineage: Eukaryota; Metazoa; Chordata; Actinopteri; Toxotidae
Product: protein CutA homolog
Exons: 7
Coding region: 52-564 (170 amino acids)
Biological process (GO): response to metal ion
Molecular function (GO): copper ion binding
Source: RefSeq, a predicted model, not a curated record